AUGUACUUAAAAACUACAAACAAUGUCUGGCUCCAACUUGGCAGUACAAAUCAAUCAAUAUUGAACAGCUAUACAGACACAGACAGUAUGAUGCAAGAAGGGCAUUGUACAAUAUCAGGAUAUACAUUUUACUUGAGUAAUUCAUUAGUUUUGUGGUCAAGUAAAAGACAAACACUGGUGGCAAAUUCGAUGUAUGAAGCUGAAUUAAUAGCUCUUGUAAGAGGAACACAGGAAGCAAUUGUACUUACUCAUUUAGCUGAAGAGAUUCUGCAGGUCUCUGAUGCACCAAUUAAUAUCUAUUGUAAUAACAAUACUGUUAUACAAACAGUUACAUCAGACAAACUCAAAUAUUCGGAACAAACAAAGCAUUUAGAUUAUAAGAAAGAUUUUAUUAAAUGCUACAUUGAGUUAGAGUACAUAAAUGCAAAAUACAUACAGACAAACAAUCAACAAGCAGAUAUAUUAACUAAAGCACUA
Fomitiporia mediterranea MF3/22 is the source of this 477-nucleotide messenger RNA. RefSeq lists its product as uncharacterized. The record is from RefSeq and is a predicted model, not a curated record. Gene Ontology annotation, molecular function: nucleic acid binding. The transcript has a single exon. The annotation marks the transcript as partial. Lineage: Eukaryota; Fungi; Basidiomycota; Agaricomycetes; Hymenochaetales; Hymenochaetaceae.